AUGGCUGCCGAACAGGACACACCUGCAGGUGACGUCGUUGCCGAUGCACAGGAUCACGAAGAGGCCCCGGAACGCACGAAACGCCAGCGCACACAUGCGGACGCAUCGAAGCAUGCUACCAGCAUAUCUACUCCUGAAUCUCCACCUAACAAGAGACGCCGCCGAGAACCUAUCUCAGCAGCAGACGACGCUACAGUCAAGGAGGCCGAAAGCUACAAGGAGAAAGCAAGGAAAGCAGAGCAGGUCCGCGACGCAACAAAAAAGAAGCGCAAAGAGGAGGAGAAGAUCGCGAAGCAGAAAGCAAAGGAAGUGAAAAAGGCUCGUGAGGCAGCAGAUAAGAAGCGUCAGGCGGAGGACAAGGCUGUAAUAAAGGCCGUCAAGGACAAAGAAUGUGAGGAUAAGAAAAAGAAGACCAUCGCAGAGAAGACGAAGAAGCAGGAAGAGAAGGAGCAGAAGGAGCAUAGGAAGAAGCAAUGGGAAGACUACUGUACGACCCACAACUUCACUGGUGCAACUCUGGCUGAGGAGCCUGGGGAAUCCAUCACACAAAGCGACGCGGGCCAGUAUUACACGCUGAAACCGAAUGAGCUGGCAUGUCUACCGCAUCACCCUCGGAAAAAUCCUCUCUAUAAGAACACCACCAAACUCUUCGAUGAAGAUGAGGUACGAUCUCUAGCAUAUCGCAAGUAUGCGAUCUUUGGCGGUGUCUCACAGAGUCCCGAGAGCACGAUGCUUGCCGAAGGGAAAAAGCUAUGGGACGAUGAGGGAGAGCGUUUGGGAAAGGACAAGCUUGAGCUUGUUACAGCGUGUCCUGGGGGGCUUGCACGGGGAAUCGACCCGAGUUUCGAUGGUAAUGGUGACCUAAACUGGUGGAGAGACCCGCGUGAGCUUCGUAGGCUGGGCUUCAAGAACGGAAAGCUUCCCGCCAAUCGAAAGAGGGCUUCUAGGAAGAAGGCAAGGAGCGAUGACGAGUCCUUCGACUACAACCACCACGAGGACCACUAGAAACACUGUUAUUGUCUGCGUAUUACCGUGAGCCAUGGGACGCGGCUGGAAGCUGGAACGCUUGUCCCUCGAUGGACGCACGUGCGGAGCUUUUCCGUGCGUGCAUAUCCCCCCACCCUCACUUCGUCUUCAGUGGGACCUCGGCGGCGGACAAUGGAUAGUCCGACCGAGCCCGACAUUCUUGCCUAUGUGGUCCUAGCUGUAGAUUUAGUGCCUUACUGACAUGUAGACUAUUGAUUGUGAAUUCAAGCUUGCUCCUGGCCAGUUUCGGUUUCACGCUUCCAUCGCUGGGGCGCCUCAGCAUGCAUGCAGACCGUCGAGCAGACCACCAGACCGUCGAAAAAACCACGCAGGUGACAAGAUAUCUGUCCGCUGCUCCUGGAGUUAUGAGUGGAGUUCCAACAACGUGGUCGUGAGGAGAACCGCAGUUCGUCUUGGCAAAGUUCUAGACUCGGGGAGGGGAGC
Molecule: messenger RNA, 1470 nt
Organism: Paraphaeosphaeria sporulosa
Lineage: Eukaryota; Fungi; Ascomycota; Dothideomycetes; Pleosporales; Didymosphaeriaceae
Exons: 3
Coding region: 1-1005 (334 amino acids)
Source: RefSeq, a predicted model, not a curated record